AUGUCAGUGUUUCCAUACAUCGACACUCCAGCCCAGAUCAUCACGGUUCCUCCACCGUUGACUUGCUUCGACAUGAGUUUCGGCGUCACCCUGAGCCCGACAGACCAAGCACAGGCAGACGCAGACAGCGAGACGAAGCGCGACAAGGAUGCACUGGAGAGUACAAUGCGCGACCCUGCUUCACGGGCUCCUCACACGGAUUUACUGCGGCUACACGCGCUCCCACCCGCUCGCCUCGGCCACCUGCUCCGGAUCCCUACGAUUCCAGUCGCCGCUUGGUGGAAGUAUGUGCAGGAGCUUGAUCUAUCUUGA
This is a messenger RNA of Phytophthora nicotianae INRA-310, 312 nucleotides long. RefSeq lists its product as hypothetical. The coding region runs from base 1 to 312 and encodes 103 amino acids. The transcript is spliced from 4 exons. The record is from RefSeq and is a predicted model, not a curated record. Lineage: Eukaryota; Oomycota; Peronosporomycetes; Peronosporales; Peronosporaceae.